AUGUAUAUAUUUGAUCACCCACAAGAAACACUCGAUCGAUGCUACAAAGAUCUUGAUUAUGUUUGUAAGAUAAUUAAACAAGAACAGGGAAAAUUUGAUAUGGUUUUAGUUAAUACAGGUAUUGUUAGUGGAACGCCGUUCCAUAAAAUAACAGAACAAUUUCUAAAUAAUGGAGAUUCAAUUAAAGCUGCUGUUCGAUUAUUUGUUGAUGCUGUUAGUCCAGAUUAUACUGACACAAAUCUAAUGAAUAAUAUAGGUAAUACAGCUGUUAUGAAUCGACUUGGUAGGCCAAUUAAAAUUGUGAAAGCUGUUGUAUUCUUAGAUUCAAAUGAUAGUUUAUAUAUCACUGCUAUUGAACUUUUUGUUGGUGGUAGUGCUGGACAAAUUUAA
Molecule: messenger RNA, 390 nt
Organism: Adineta ricciae
Lineage: Eukaryota; Metazoa; Rotifera; Eurotatoria; Adinetida; Adinetidae
Source: the annotation of a GenBank genome assembly